Scleropages formosus (Asian bonytongue) is the source of this 1992-nucleotide messenger RNA. RefSeq names its product PR domain containing 14 (gene prdm14). The coding region runs from base 1 to 1782 and encodes 593 amino acids. Gene Ontology annotation, cellular component: nucleus. Gene Ontology annotation, molecular function: RNA polymerase II transcription regulatory region sequence-specific DNA binding; protein binding. Gene Ontology annotation, biological process: regulation of transcription by RNA polymerase II. The transcript has 8 exons. The record is from RefSeq and is a predicted model, not a curated record. Lineage: Eukaryota; Metazoa; Chordata; Actinopteri; Osteoglossiformes; Osteoglossidae.
AUGUCCUUCUUGUCAAGCAAUCCUAUGGGGAAGGAGCAGAGUUUCCUUAUGGAAUCUUUCAAAGGAAACCCAGGCAGGGUAUUGGCUUACUACCCCACCCCGGUACCUGGGCCUCACUUCAUGGAUGUCCUCAGGACCACUCGCGGUGUCUUCAGUCCCCUCAGGUCCCUGGGACGCCUGGUUUCGGACACUCCGGCCACCCUGCCCUUUAGCUUCGGCGGUCUUCCGUCCAUCUUCAACCAUAGCGAUCACCAGCCACCCGUCCGCCCCGAGCCAGUGUGCAGCGUGGCGGGGGUCUCCUACGUGAACAGAGUCCAGGCUGACCGACAGGGCAUGUUCUCCAGGCCCAAAGAGCCCAGUCCCAGAGAGACAGGACAAGUAAGGGAGUCUUUGCAGGACGUAAACACCCAAAUGAGCGACAUGUCUGUCCGCCCAUCCUCCUCUCCGCCGAGGGACAGUCUCAUCUGUCCACUCAGCUCAGGCCUGAUGUUGGAGAAAAGGAGCACGUACAGCUUCAGUGAGGAGGACCUUGUCAUGGUGCUCUAUGGCUACUGCAAGAACCAGGAGCAGAACUGUGGUCAUGCCAUCUCUGGAGUUGCGUUCCCCGACAGCACAGGCCCUGAUAAUCAGCUGAGUCUGAUGGAUCCAGAGGCCCUUGAAUUACCGGAAGGGCUGUCCAUUCUCCAGACACAGUAUGGGGGUGUCGCUCAUUUUGGGGUCUUCGCAAAGGAAGGCAUCAUUCCCAAAGGCACCAGAUUCGGGCCGUUCCGCGGAAGGUUGGUGAACACCAGUGAGAUCAAGAUAUAUGACGAUAACACGCUCAUGUGGGAGAUCUUUGAGAACGGCCGUCUCAGCCACUUUGUGGACGGCAGGGGCACCUGCGGAAACUGGAUGUCCGCGGUGAAGUGCGCCCGCUUCCCUGAGGAGCAGAACCUCCUGGCAGUCCAGAGCCGCGGUCAGAUCUUCUACGAGGCGUGCAAAGAGAUCCAACCCAAGCAAGAGCUCCUCGUCUGGUACGGGGACUGUUACAUGCAGUUCCUGGGGAUCCCGCUCACGCUGAAGGAGUUGGUGGAUGAAGGCCAGGACCCAGGUCCCACUGAAGACUCCGGCGAGGGAUUUAAGUGUGAGCGCUGCGGCAAGGUGUUCGCCUACAGGUACUACCGGGAGAAACACCUCAAGUACACGCGCUGCGUGGACCAGGGCGACCGCAAGUUCCCGUGCAGCCUGUGUAACAGGUCCUUCGAGAAGCGCGACAGACUGCGAAUCCACAUCCUGCACGUGCACGAGAAGCACAGACCCCACAAGUGCUCCGUGUGCGGGAAGAGCUUCUCUCAGUCGUCCAGCCUGAACAAACACAUGCGCGUGCACUCGGGCGAGCGCCCCUACAAGUGCGUCUACUGCAACAAGGCGUUCACUGCCUCCAGCAUCCUGCGGACCCACAUCAGGCAGCACUCGGGUGAGAAACCCUUCAAGUGCAAACACUGCGGGAAAGCGUUCGCGUCCCACGCGGCCCACGACAGCCACGUGCGGCGCACACACGCCCGAGACGCGUCGCACUCGUGCGACAUCUGCGGCAGCGCGUUUCGGGAACCGCAGGAGCUGCGACUGCACAUCAAGUCCCACAAAGAGAGGCCCCCGUCAGAAGCCCCACUUCCACCCGCGGCUCCUGCGAGCUUCCUCGUUACCCGCGAGUGUCCGAGAGCGGCGCAAAGACCCACGGGAGACUUGAACCCCCGUAGCGGGACCCCCGCGCGCACCGCCGACUACAAACACUGGAAUUAAACCUCUUGGUCACAACUAAAGACGAGCGCGAGACGCACCUGACAACACGCUGCUACCCGUUUUGUUCUGUAGAGGAUAUGAUUUCAUAGAUGCAUUUCAUGCCUUUUUUUAUUAAAAAAAACAUCUGUAAAACAUUGUGUGCAAGACGCUUUUUUUUUGCCAAUGCUAUUUAUGCGCGCCCAUAAUUUAUAUUCAUAAUGCGAAUUUCAC